Molecule: messenger RNA, 1531 nt
Organism: Coffea eugenioides
Lineage: Eukaryota; Viridiplantae; Streptophyta; Magnoliopsida; Gentianales; Rubiaceae
Product: probable protein disulfide-isomerase A6
Exons: 11
Coding region: 154-1236 (360 amino acids)
Biological process (GO): protein folding
Cellular component (GO): endoplasmic reticulum
Molecular function (GO): protein disulfide isomerase activity
Source: RefSeq, a predicted model, not a curated record
GGCUUUUUUUUUCCUUCUAAAACUAUAAAAGCCUUCAAUCCCUUGUUUGCCUAAAACCAUACCUGGGAAAUAUCCCGCAUCACUCUUUGCCUGCGAUUUAGUGGCAGCAGUAGCAGUAGUAGGAGAGAAUUUCCAGUUAUAUUAGAGAAAACAAUGUCGAGGCCACGGAUCUCAAUAGCUUUGGUAACCCUAGCUCUGUUCUUCUUCUUCGCAUCGGCCUUAGCUGACGACGUCGUCGUUUUGACUGAAGAGAAUUUUGAGAAAGAGGUCGGUCAAGAUCGCGGGGCUCUCGUCGAGUUCUACGCUCCUUGGUGUGGGCACUGUAAGAAGCUUGCUCCAGAGUACGAAAAGCUCGGUGCUAGUUUCAAGAAAGCUAAAUCUGUUUUGAUUGGAAAGGUGGACUGCGAUGAGCAUAAGAGCCUUUGCAGCAAAUAUGGUGUUUCUGGCUACCCCACCAUCCAAUGGUUUCCGAAAGGUUCCUUGGAGCCCAAAAAGUAUGAAGGUGCACGAUCUGCAGAAGCCCUUGCUGAGUUUGUGAACAGUGAAGGAGGGACAAAUGUCAAGAUAGCUGCAGUUCCUUCAAAUGUUGUGGUACUUACUCCAGAAAACUUUGAUGAGAUUGUGCUUGAUGAGAAAAAAGAUGUUCUGGUUGAGUUUUAUGCCCCCUGGUGUGGUCAUUGCAAAAGCCUUGCUCCCACUUAUGAAAAGGUGGCUACAGCAUUUAAGUUGGAGGAUCAUGUGGUUAUUGCUAAUGUUGACGCAGACAAGUACAAAGAUCUUGCUGAGAAAUAUGGUGUAAGUGGUUAUCCUACAUUGAAGUUCUUCCCAAAGGGCAAUAAAGCCGGCGAAGAUUAUGAUGGUGGUCGCGAUUUAGACGACUUUGUUACUUUCAUCAAUGAGAGAACCGGCACCAGCCGUGAUGCAAAAGGACAAUUAACUUCCCAGGCUGGUAUUGUUGAAUCCCUUGAUAUUUUGGUGAAGGAGUUUGUAAGUGCUUCAGAUGAGGAGAAGAAGUCAAUAUAUACACGGCUGGAGGAUGAAGCCCAGAAAUUGACGGGUCCCUCUGCAAGAUAUGGGAAAAUCUAUCUGAAAGCUGCCAAGAGCUGCUUGGAAAAAGGUGCAGAUUAUGCUAAGAAUGAAAUUGAGAGACUUGAACGUAUGCUUGCUAAGGCAAUAAGUGCAGCAAAGGCUGAUGAGUUCAUCCUGAAGAAGAAUAUCUUAUCUACAUAUGCUUGAAAGCAUAGGAAUUUCAGUAUGGUAAUUCAUGUAGAAGCUGGUUGCCUGGAGAUGUAUUCAUGUAUUCGUCUGCCAUCCAGGCUUUCCCAACACUUGGGAAUUGUAUCAUCUUGUUACUCUUAAUUUGCUUCUUUUUUUGGCAUUUCCAUGCCUGAAGUAUGUUUAGAAGGUAGAUUUGGGAAAAAAUGGAACAUUUUGCAGUUUUACGAGCAGGAAUAACACAAAUAUUUAACGUAGGAAAUGCUUAUUAUGACUUUGACUUUUGAAUGAGACGGCAUCCUGCUUCCGCAAGACA